Molecule: messenger RNA, 906 nt
Organism: Oikopleura dioica
Lineage: Eukaryota; Metazoa; Chordata; Appendicularia; Copelata; Oikopleuridae
Source: the annotation of a GenBank genome assembly
AUGACUGUCAAGACUGGUACCAUCCUAGAGAGUUCUGCAAAUGGCACCCGAUUACAUUUAUACAAUCGGGGACGCCGAGUAAAGCGAGCAAAAACAGAAUCAGAGAGACCCUUCCUUCACGCCUGCAGCUGUCUAAAUCAGCUGUCGCGGGCCAUGGAGUUUUCGCGAAGGAAGAUAUUCCAGAGCGAUGUGUGUUUGGCCCUUACCAAGGCGAGUAUCUGGAAAUGGCGACGACUUCGGAGAAGAGAAUCCAAAAAGCGGAACACGGAGAGAGGUCGUUUGAAAAAAGUGCUUUCCGAAAUUUCGAUCUUUGACAAAGUCAUGCAAGGACACGAGGGAGACGUGGUCGGCCUCGUCGAUGGCAGCGUAAAAGAGCUUUGCUGCUUUCUUUCGAAAGUAAACUGCGCUAGAAAUCAGAAAGAACACAAUAUGGACGCAUUCCAAUACGAACAAUCAGUCUAUUUCCGGACGAUCAGGCCAAUUAAACGCGGCGAAGAACUGCUCGUCAGAUACGGAGAUGUUUACGAACAGCAGCUGGGCAUAGACUUCAACAAUCCGAAUGCGAAGAGUCAUUUUCAACAGACACAAGAUGGACUGUAUUUCUGCCCUCUCUGCAACAUCUGCUUUCAUUCAAAAGAAGCCUUCAAUAAUCACAAAACAAUUCUUCCCUGUUCGAGCGACAAAGCCUACAAGAAGCCUGGAAAGCCCCUGUAUGGAACCGAAAAAGAACCCUACGUCUGUUCAACUUGCGGCCAGUGCUACUCUGACCUCUGCCUACUGAAGUAUCACAUGCUUGACCACGAUGCUCCCCGCGAAUUCGGCUGCGAUCAGUGCUUCCUACGAUUUUUCAAAGAAGAACAUUUCCAAGAACAUUUAAAAUGGUGCGAGCCUGAUUUUCCAACUUAA